Molecule: messenger RNA, 1647 nt
Organism: Puccinia graminis f. sp. tritici CRL 75-36-700-3
Lineage: Eukaryota; Fungi; Basidiomycota; Pucciniomycetes; Pucciniales; Pucciniaceae
Exons: 11
Coding region: 1-1647 (548 amino acids)
Biological process (GO): glycerol catabolic process
Cellular component (GO): cytosol
Molecular function (GO): glycerone kinase activity
Source: RefSeq, a predicted model, not a curated record
AUGCUCUCGGCUGCGGUUUGUGGAAACAUUUUUGCUUCACCCAACAGUCAACAAGUAACGAAUGGCCUCGAGAAACUUGAAAAUGGCAAAGGCAUUCUUAUCGUAGUAAUGAACUAUACCGGUGAUGUUUUGAAUUUCGGGAUAGCCAAGGAACGCUGGACCGCGCGACGGAAUACCGAUGCGAUCAAGAUGGUAGUUGUAGGAGAUGAUGUAUCGGUCGGUAAAGAGCAGGGCAAACUAGCAGGGCGUAGAGGGCUCGCUGGGACCGUUUUGGUUUAUAAGAUCGCCGGAGCUCUUGCUGCUCAAGGAGCACCCUUAUCACAUGUGCAUGCCGUAGCCCAGUUUGUUGCGGACCAUUCAGCUACGAUUGGGGCGGGCUUUGAUCAUUGUCAGAUCCCAGGCGCCCAGGCCAACAAAGAGCACGACAACCUAGGAUCUGAUGAGAUCGAAAUUGGAAUGGGCAUCCACAAUGAGCCGGGAUACAAACGUCAAAAGAUUGCAAAUCUCAGCCAAUUGAUCUCCGACCUCAUGCCCGUUCUAACUUCGACAACCGACAAAGACAGAUCGUUUCUCCCCUUUCGCACCCAAGGUUCUUCAAGCAAAGAAGUGUCUAAUGAUGUGAUCCUUCUGAUCAAUAACUUGGGCUCGAUUUCUGAACUUGAGAUGUGCGCUAUCGUCAAGUCAACUGGCACUUGGCUACUCGAAAAAGGAUUCCAAGUCAAAAGAGUCAUAUCUGGGACAUUGAUGACCUCUUUGGAUAUGUCCGGAUUCUCGAUCUCAUUGGUUCUAUUACCGCCUGCAAAUGAAGAUGUGACGAUUGAAAUCGCUGGUGAACCAACACUGUCUAUCAGUGCCAAUAUGCUGUUGGAUCUCUUCGAUGCUCCUGCCGAUUGUCCUGGCUGGAAGUCCGGCUACGCUGGCCAGCCAAGCUUCAGCAAGGUGGAAAAGAAAGAUGCAAAAGCUCUGGUGCAGGAGCCUGCUGGAGGCGAACAGAAACCGAGUGAAGAGACGGUCUCUGUAAACGACCCGGCGUUGUUCAUCAAAGCCGUCCAGUCUGCAUGCCAAGCGUUAAUUUCAGCUGAGCCGGAGAUCACCAAGUACGACACCAUCGCCGGGGAUGGUGACUGUGGUUUAACGUUGAAAAGCGGCGCCGAGGGCAUCCUUGCAGCCAUCUCUCAAGAGAAAAUCAAAGGGACCAACCUUAUUUCUGAUCUUCUUCAAAUAUCUGAAGUCGUUAACCGUGAUAUGGGUGGGACUUCUGGCGGAUUGUACAGUAUCUAUUUUAAUGCUUUGGCAGUAGGAAUUGGUAAAGCCAAGCCUUCGAAGAGUAUUGGUUCGCAAACCUGGGCCGACGCAUUAGAUUAUGCGCUCAAUACGCUAUAUAAGUACACGAGAGCCCGAUCGCCCUCUCGAACAUUAAUUGACCCGUUAUCCGCAUUCGUCUUGACGUUCACAUUGACUCCGACGGAGUUUGAUAAGGCGAUUGAGGCCGCCAAGGAGUCGGCGGAAAAUACGAUCUACUUGGACGCCAAGGCCGGUCGAGCUUCAUACGUCGAUCGUCAAAAGCUUCAAGACUCUCAAGUCCCUGAUGCCGGUGCGUGGGGCGUGUGGAAAUUACUCGAAGCUAUCGGUCAAGUCAUCAAUUGA